AUUUCAUGUCGGACAACGGUACACACUUGUGAAAGAAAAUGACAAGCCACAAAAUAGGUGUUAACCUGAGGGUUUCAGGAAAUUGUAACCAAGGUGGCAGAAAGUAUAUGGAAGAUACCCAUUCGUUUAGAUUUUAUAAAACUGAUGGAAAAGACUACGACUUUGCUUACUUUGGUAUCUUCGAUGGUCAUGGCGGAUCCGAAGCAUCGCGUUUUGCGAGGGAUAACUUGUUGGACGAAAUUAUAAAGUACGACUGUUUUUGGAACGACAACGAUGAAGACGUGCAAUGGGCUAUAAAGUCUGGUUUUUUGGACACACACAAUGCUAUGUGGAAACAAUUAGAUAAAUGGCCAAGGAGGAUGUCAGGUUAUCCAAGUACAGCAGGAACAACAUGCAGUGUUGCAUUUGUAAGGAACUCUAAAAUAUAUAUUGGUCAUGUAGGAGACUCGGCUAUAGUUUUAGGAUCAGAUAUUGGCAAAAAGAAUGCAAUUAUUAUGAAGGCAGAUUGUUUAACAAAGGACCAUAAACCAGAAUGUCCUGUAGAAAAAAAGAGAAUAGAAAAUAGUGGUGGAGAAGUAGUAGCAAAGUCUGGUGUACAGAGAGUAGUGUGGAAUAGACCAAAAUGGAAUCAUAAAGGUCCUAUACGACGUAGUACACCCAUAGAUAAAAUUCCCUUUUUAGCUGUAGCUAGAUCACUAGGUGAUUUAUGGAGUUAUGAUUAUUCUACAGAAGAAUUUGUAGUGUCACCUGAACCUGAUGUUAGUGUUCAUCGUAUAGAUCCUUCCAUCAAUAAAUGUAUUAUACUAGGAUCCGAUGGUUUAUGGAAUAUGUUGUCACCAGAAGAAGCUGUUUCUGUUGUAACAGAUUUAGAGUAUCACUUUGAAGAUAGAGUAGUCUAUGAUCCCACUGCCACAGUAAGUUACUGGAUAAACCCUGCUGAACGUUUAGUGUCUCUUGCAUUAAAGAAAUGGAAAGCCAGGAAUCUACGUGCCGAUAAUACAAGUUCUAUAGUGGUAUUCAUUGAUCCACUAGGUCCUAGUAGAUUAACUAUUCUCAGGAAAAAGAGGGAGGAACAUUUUAGCAAAAUUCAAGAUCACAGAAGUGCUGACAAAGAAAAAUUAUCUACGUCAGUAAAUAAUGACAGCUUGAUUAGUAAAGAAAGCCCUGCAACUCCCAACUGUGAGCCAAGACCUGUGAUAUUACCUAAAAGUGCCCCUCCAAAAUUAGUGCCUCAUAAAGGAGAUAAUUGUGUUUUAUCUAAAAGCAACGACGAAUCUCAUUCUAAUUUGGAUGCAGUCGAGAAAGGAAAUAUAAAACGUGCUAGAAAACUUUCACUGUUCCCCCAAAUUGUUAAUUCUGAAAUGAAUGACAGUGUACAAGCAGGAAGUGCUGCUACUUUUGCAGCUUUGAAAGACCCCCUAACACCAGUUAAACACGACGAAUCAAAAGAGUCCUCUAGUGAAAAUUCUGAAUUCUCUAGAUUUGGUGCUUUGAACAUUGGUAUGCAUUCUAUGAGGUUACGGAAAUCGGACAGUAUAUCUAGUGUUAAAGAUUCUAAAACCAAUAAAUUAAGUAAUCAGGUUAACCCAGGUGUUUUACGCAGCAGCAGUCAAAACAGUGUACAUGUUAAAGGUGACAGGUUGCCUAAAUCAUGUCCUGUUCUGAAAAAGUCUGGUUAUGAAAAUGGACAUAACAUUCGAUUAGUUACACGGUUACGUGUCAGAGAUCAGAACAAUUCUCAUUCCAUCUUAUUAAGUGCUAAGAAUCUACCAAGUAAAAAAUUAGGCAAUGGUACACCUGGCAGCAGUCGUAAAACAUUGCUAAAGGCAAAACUUGUAUCUAGAAAAGCAAUAAUUCAGAACAGUGCAAUUCAAAGAACAAACAAAAGUAUUGGUGGUAUCAAGAGAAAAAUUGAAGAUAGUGAAGAUUGUCCUGUUUCUAAACGACUGCGGGGAAGUCAUCCAUAAUUUUUUAAAUCAUAACCUAGACAUACAUGUAUUUGCCUUAAUUGACAUGCCUUCACUUCAGGAAAACAAAUUAUUAGGCCAUACAUAUAAAAAAUAAACUGGUUUGCAUAUACGGUCACAACUCAUUUUUUAUCAUGGGUAUAUAUUUUUUGUGUUAAAAAGAAAGGUACAUGUAAGUCUAUGAAACGUUUUCUAUUGAGUUUUGAAGUGUCCAGUAGGUUUCAGUUAUCAAGCACACAAUCCUGAUAAAUGACUCUUGAUGAUCAUAACUUGACUAAUUGUUAUCAGGGAACUGAAUUUAAAGAUCUAGAUAAUAAUUAUUCUGCAAACUGCAUCUAACAGUAAAGCUUAGACAUACAUGUACAUUGUAUGUAAUACUAAGUUGUAACACAAGAAUUGGUAAUUAUGUUAGCAGUCUGAUUAAAAUACAUAGAGGAUAUUUGUCGUUUUAGAGUGAAUAACAUAUUUUAUUUCAUCGAGAAGCAAGAAAACUUAUAUUGUCAGCAUUCGUGAAAAUAUAAACGUUUUCUUGCUUAGAGAUGAAAUAAAAUAUGUUAUUCACGACAAAACGACAAAUGUUCUAUUUAUUUUAUGAUUUUACAAUCAUUUUAGGUAAAAACAACAUGGACUACUGCUAGCCAGUGGAAUAACACUUUUAUUUCACUGAUAAAACGCGGUAUUCCACUACUGAUCAUAAAAUAAAGAUCUGUAUUUUGUUUCGUUUUUUUAUACUUUCGAUGGCCUCUAUUCAGGCCUCGAAAUGGUAACCUGUCACUCAAAAUUAUCAAAGACCAAUCUCAUCACACAUCAUCCAUACAUGAUAACAUGUACAUGUGGGUACACAAACACUCUUAAAUUGUUUAGGUCUUUACGUACAACGGAGUGAAAUGUAAACCGUGCAGAUGACGGUUUUUCACAGAAUUUCCGUGCUUAGUUCUUUCACUUGAGAAAUGAUUAAUUAAAUGUACGUGGCGUGGAGGUGAGUAUUGUCUUAAGUCAAUUUACUGGAACGUCGAGUAAAAUUUUGUCUACCUGUCAAGUAGUUUUACUUCCUACCUGUCAGACGUAAAAAUCGUCUGUCCCUGACCAGUACAGAUGAACAUUUUGAUCCAUGCCUCUACUACAUGAAGAUCUGACCAGUUGUAGUGGGAGGUUGCGUCAGAGGUCAUGCGAGCGGCUUUCAGACAUUGAUUAAUCAAUCAUCGUUGACGUUUCUAGUGGUUUACCCACAGUUCCGUGCGCAGCACGCCAAGAACUUGCCCUAACAGACCAGAAAGCCUCUUACAUAACAACUCUUCCAGAUCCUAGUGUUGUGAAGAGAAGUAAAAACGAAAUUUUGAACUAUAAAAAAAAACGAAACAAAAUAGGAUCUGUGUUUUAAUCAGAUUGUUUUGUAAGAAUUCCUGUAAACCAAUAAUGUAAAUGUAGAAUCUUAAUAUUUUGAUGCUUAUGACAAGUCAUUUAGCCGCAUAAUCCUUUGACAAAGAAACAUAAAUAUAAAAACCAUCCUUCCACAUCAGAUUUUUUUGGGGGAACAAUUGUCGGAGAACCGAAAUAUUUUUUUUGUAUGGCCUUAUAAAACUAUUUUUGUAAGAUUUCAUUUCAAGUUCUCUACAUUACUUUACAAGAGAGGUACAUGUAUAUUCGUGAUAAUUUCGCUUCAUAUGUAUCAUUUACUGGACUAUGUUGAAACUGAGGUAAAAAUUUAUAUAUUAACUUAAUAGUUAAUGGCAAGGCCAUCUAAUGUCAGGUAUUUGCCAUGCAAACUUAAUAAUGCAUUUUCAUGUGCCCUCUUAUUUUUAUUAAUUUGCAAGGGGCUGAAGGUAUUCUUCAGUAACAAGUGGAAAUUACUGAAACUGAUUAUUGAUUUGAAUUUGAUACAAAUCACUGAUUAUAUUGUAAAUAUUACAUAACUUAUUUCAAUAAACUUGGGUUCAUCAGCCAUGGUGAUUUUGUUCCUGACUGUUACAUAAUAAAUUCCUGAUAUUUUAUUUCUUACUUUACUCCAUGGCUUGUUGCUAGUGCUCUACAUGUACAGAUGUGUAUGUAUAAGUAAAUUCAAAACAUAUCAAUACGUCAACCUGGUUCUAGAAACUAUUGUACUAUUUUAUCAACCUGGUUCUAGAAACUACAUGUAUUGUACUAUUUUAUCAACCUGGUUCUAGAAACUAUUGUACUAUUUUAGGCAUAGAGACUUGGAGUGAGUCACAAAGUGAGUAAUGCUUAAGUUAAUUACAAAACCUGUAUGCUUUCUACAAUGUCUAAAUUUUAAUAGGCAAAAAACAAGUAACUAAAGAAAUCUGAGGUGGACUACUUUAUCAGGAUUUCACAUAAAACUUACAAUCAAGUUCAAUUUGAAUCGAUUGCAUUAAGUUUCAUGAUGGUAACCAAACAUUUAAAAAAAAAUUCUUUGGUCUGUGAGUAACUGCCCAUUAUUGACUUCAUGCUGCUUCGUUAUGCAUCUAAAUUCAAUAGAAAUAGAAAUAUUACCAAUAUCUGAAUUUCUCUUUAUUUUACCAAAUCAGAACAACUUUUCCAAGAAAUUAUAAUGUCACAAAGUAUUUGCCUAUAUUUAGUAACCUGUUUAUUGCCUAUUCAUUUCACAUUUUAAUUUAUAUAAAAAAUUAUUUUUGGGAAAUUUUUUGGUUUUUGUGUUUGGAAGGUAUGGUACUUAAAUAUGUACUAUAUGUACAAUGUAUGUAUAUUACUAUCUUCGUUACAAAGUAAAAGUUGCUCUUAAACUGAAUUUUAUUUUGUACAAAAAUCUAUUUUAUUAUUUUGAAACAUAAGUUAAUUUAGGUUUUUAUGUGUAUUACCUUUUAUUUUCAUAGAACAAGUUAUUUUGAUAGAUGUAAAUUAUUGAUGAGGAACUAUAUAAUUAGUCAUGUAUUUUUAUUAGUUCUGAACUUAAUAGAAAAUGUAUUAUUCAGAGAAAGAAUCCGUAAUUAUAUUUCUUUUAAUUUGAUGUAUCUAAAUAGUUUAAUUCUGUACUCUAUCUGUAACUGUUGUUUUGUUUGUUGAAAUGGAAGAGAUUUUAAGUUUUAAUUUAACUAUACGAUUUUAAAUUUUUAUUAUUAAAACAGUUUUGAAAUUGUUGAAUUUUAGAUAAUCAUUACACUGUUACUGUUAUGACAUACAUGUAUAAUAUUGGCAGCUAUAAUAAUGUAUCCAUGCCUCUAUUGUAAAGACAUACUGUAUAUUCAGAUUGUUACUUGCUCAUUUGAAAUCAUUAAAAAGAAUAAAUUAUAUUAAUAUGAAAAUGUUUAGUCAUUCUAGUACAUGUAUUAUUGAGUUUUGUUUAAAUAUAGAGAUUUGAGUACGGUAUGGUUAAUCUCAUUUUCACAGUCUAUGCAUUCCAUAUUAUGAAGAUUCCAAAACAUGAGAAAUAACCUGUUAAGAUAAAUGACUCUCUUGGUACAUGUACAACCCGUACUCCAGUUUAGGAAUAAUCCAAUUUUAUAUCUCUUCAAAUUAACUUGUACAUGUACAUCAACUCAAUGAAACAACUUUUUAUCAUUGACAUUUAUUAAUCAAUUCACACACUCUUCAACUGAGUAAUAUUCAAAUAUAAAUUUUUGGAUAAAAAUUUGUGGUGUUUCCACAGUAGGCAUUUUAUCCGGAGCAAAUCAGUGAUUCAUAAUAUAUUUAGGAUUGCAGCUUGAAAUUUUUUUUAUCUUCAGGACAAAUUGGCACAACUACACAGACCAAUAUUGCUUUAUGCUGUGGUACUGAUUUACAUGUAUAUAUGUGUAGGCCAGUGAACAACGAUUGAGACAAACAUUUAAUAUUACGGUACUAAACACAAUGAAAAUUUUGUUCAGAGAUCAGCAUAUUAAAACCAAAUUAUACUUCUAUGCAAUAUUUUGUGUCUACAGCAAACUAAGUCUUUGUUAGUGUUAAUAGUAUUUUUUUCCUAUGUCCAGUGCAUAUUAUAUUUAGGCAGAGCGUAUCUGUAUAUUUAAUUAUUAUAUAUGUAUAAACUAUUCCAAUUUAAUAACCACAUGUACAUAAUAUAGACACUGUAUAUUAAUUUUCAUCCAUGAAUGUAGUGCUGUCAAACCACCAAAUCUGAAGAAUUAUUUUAUGUUUAACAAAGAAAGGUUUUUUAAAUAUGAAAGAAAUGUAUGAAUUGUUAAAAUAAAAUUAUUAA
Patella vulgata (common limpet) is the source of this 6117-nucleotide messenger RNA. Its product is annotated as protein phosphatase 1D. The coding region runs from base 39 to 1967 and encodes 642 amino acids. Gene Ontology annotation, cellular component: cytosol; nucleus. Gene Ontology annotation, biological process: protein dephosphorylation. The record is from RefSeq and is a predicted model, not a curated record. NCBI's taxonomy places the organism in Eukaryota, Metazoa, Mollusca, Gastropoda, Patellidae. The transcript has 5 exons. Gene Ontology annotation, molecular function: cation binding; mitogen-activated protein kinase binding; protein serine/threonine phosphatase activity.